AUGUCGGACAGCAACAUCGAGGGCAUUCUCUCCUACACGGAAGAUGACAGGACCAGUACUACUGCAAUCGCUGCGAGCCCCAGCUUUACCACUAUACCACCACCGAGUCUACCUGGUCAGACUAUGUCAGUCCACUCGGGAUCAGGUUCAGGUACAAUUGACGCCAACAGCAACACGGCUCCGAGGGCAUCCUUCAUGGGCUUACCACCUGAGCUGAGGCUGCAUAUCUAUCACCACCUUUUCAGCGGCCCGAAUGACCGUGAGAGGGCCAAGCAUGUUCAUUGCUGUACUCGGGCUUUCGAGCAAUAUGGCCUCAAUGGACACAUAAGCGACAGAACCUGCUGCGACUGCGCGGAUCGGGAUCUAUCGAAGGGGGUACGCCCCUACGGCGGCCCCAAGGGUGGCGAUAUUUGGGAGGUGCAAGAAGAUUGGCAGGCAAAGCGUCUACGAGCAACUCACAACGCUGUCUUCACGGGCGAUGUUUGUCGUACCGAUUGCCUGACUGGCGACCAAAUGAAUUAUGCCGAUAAUUUCUCGAAAUUCUUUGAAAAGGUCAAAGAGCUGAUGCCCAGCCUGAGGAACGUGCGACUUCAUCUCGACAAUACGGAACCCAUACAUGCUGAUCAGUUCCAUUAUGAGAAGUUCAACGAGCUCGUGGAGUUGCCCAAUGUCAAGGCCAUCGUACUCGAGAUUGGCUGCCUUUACAGCGAUCACUUCAACAAAUACGGGACGAAGAGUGAGCUCCGUGAAUUGGCCGAGGCCAUCAGGGCACGCUUGGUGAAGACUCUCACCGAGCGUGCUGUGAAGCUGGGAAAAGUCGUGCAGAUUACAGCUACAGAAAUUGCAGAAAGAGAUGCUGAGCUGGUAUCAGAGGAGGACUCCGCCAGGCCAGACAACUGGAUCUGA
Fulvia fulva is the source of this 906-nucleotide messenger RNA. RefSeq lists its product as uncharacterized. The transcript has 4 exons. The record is from RefSeq and is a predicted model, not a curated record. The coding region runs from base 1 to 906 and encodes 301 amino acids. NCBI's taxonomy places the organism in Eukaryota, Fungi, Ascomycota, Dothideomycetes, Mycosphaerellales, Mycosphaerellaceae.